AUGACUCGUUUGUUGCCUUACAAAGGUGGAGAUUUUUUGGGACCGGAUUUUCUCACUUUUAUUGAUCUAUGCGUCCAAGUCCGAGGUAUACCUCUACCUUAUCUUUCUGAAUUAACUGUGAGCUUCAUAGCUGGAACGUUGGGGCCUAUUCUUGAGAUGGAAUUUAAUCAAGAUACUUCAACUUAUGUUGCCUUUAUCCGUGUUAAGAUCAGACUUGUAUUCAUAGACCGUCUUCGGUUUUUUCGGAGAGAGGAAGCUGCUGCUUCUAAUACUAUCACUGAUCAAACUCAUAUGACUAGCUCAAACAGUUCAGACAUAUCCCCGGCAUCACCAAUAUCACAGCCUCCUCUUCCGGCAUCUUUACCUUCUCAUGACUCUUACUUUGAUGCGGGAAUUCAGGCUUCCAGACUUGUUAAUCCAAGAGCUAUAUCUCAGCAUCACUUUUCUAGCUCUUAUUCUGACUUUAAGGGCAAAGAAAAAGCAAAAAUUAAGAUUGGUGAAUGCUCAAAACGUAAAAAGGAUAAGCAAGUUGAUUCUGGUACAUAG
Arabidopsis thaliana (thale cress) is the source of this 546-nucleotide messenger RNA. RefSeq lists its product as uncharacterized. The transcript has 2 exons. The coding region runs from base 1 to 546 and encodes 181 amino acids. Lineage: Eukaryota; Viridiplantae; Streptophyta; Magnoliopsida; Brassicales; Brassicaceae. The record is from RefSeq and is marked reviewed.